AUGGAUUUGAAUGGGCUUUGGGGUCCCGGGUGGAACGUCAGCCUCACAAACGGGACCUCGGCGGGAAUAUUUGACCUGUUCAGCGAUGCUGCUGCUGACACCGCCUUGGUCUCAUCGAAUGUUUUGUUCAGCGUAAGAAUAUUCAUCACCACGGUUUACCUAUUGGUGUGCGCGGUGGGCCUCUUGGGAAACAGCCUGGUGAUGUACCUCAUCUGGAGGCAGAAGGACCGGUCCACGACCGCCAUUAACAUCCUGGUCUUUGGCCUCGCCGCCGCCGACUUCCAGCUCUCCCUGAUGCUGCCUUUCUGGGCGACGGAGGCAGCGCUGGAUUUCCAGUGGCCCUUCGGCCAAGCCAUGUGCAAAGCCAUCCCUUCCUUGACCCUCCUCAGCAUCUAUGCCAAUGUCUUCUUGCUCACGGCCAUGGCGGUCACCCGCUACUGGUCGGUAGUCUCUGCUGUGGAAGAGGGGUACAGGAUGACGCCCCGAGUGGCCAAGGGCAUUACAGUCACCCUUUGGGCCGUGGCGAUGGGAGCCACCGUACCGACAACCGUCUACACCGGAGUAGUAAGUGUAGCCGGGGUGGAACUCUGCCUCUUCCGAUUCCCCAGCCCGUAUCACUUGGGAAUCUACCAACUCCAGAGAGUGGUGUUUGCUUUUGCGGUUCCCUUGGUCAUCAUCUUGACUUCCUACCUCCUCCUCCUCCGGUUUCUGAAACUUCACCACAUUACCAGCCACAGCCUAACGCGGCAUAACCGGGUCUCCGCCACUGUCCGCCUGGUGGUCAGCUGCUUCUUCGUCUGCUGGUUCCCUAACCAUGUGGUCACUUUCUGGGGCAUUCUGGUGAAAUUCAGGGCUCUGCCCAUGGACGACACCUUCCACUACCUCCACACUUACGUCUUCCCCCUGACCACUUGCUUGGCCCAUGCCAACAGCUGCCUCAACCCCAUCCUCUACUGCUUGAUCCGCCGGGAGUUCCAAGAAGCGAUGAAGGAUACCUUCCGCAGGCUGUCCUCCAUCGCCUCCUACCAGUUGUUCUCCUCCCACAAGGUCUGGGAGGAAGGGGCGCUGGAGGUUCUGCCUCUUGGCCCAUCCGAUCUCCCCCAAGAUCCUCAAAGCGGAAUGAAGGAGGAUACCGCCUUCUCCACUGUCUUGGAAGUAGAGAAAGAAGACUCUGCUGCAAUGGGAGGAUGUGGAGUAGCACCUUCUGGACCAUGA
Molecule: messenger RNA, 1215 nt
Organism: Notechis scutatus (mainland tiger snake)
Lineage: Eukaryota; Metazoa; Chordata; Lepidosauria; Squamata; Elapidae
Gene: RXFP4
Product: relaxin family peptide/INSL5 receptor 4
Biological process (GO): calcium-mediated signaling; cell chemotaxis; immune response
Cellular component (GO): external side of plasma membrane; membrane
Molecular function (GO): C-C chemokine binding; C-C chemokine receptor activity
Source: RefSeq, a predicted model, not a curated record